AUGUCUUCUUCCGUUUUCUUCAGAUUCAAGAACCAGAAGGAUGUGCAGAGAGUGACCUUUGAUGGCACUGGCAUCUCCGUUUUUGAGCUCAAGCGAGACAUAAUCAACAUGAGCAGACUCGGCGAUGGCACUGACUUCGACUUCAACAUCUACAACCUCGACACCAAUGAAGAAUACAACGAUGACACUUCCAUUAUUUCCCGCGGAACCACCGUUCUUGCAAGACGUCUUCCUGCUUCUAAGCCCGGCGCCGGCAGAGCCGCACGCUAUGUUUCCGGCAAGAUGCCCGUCAUGGCGAAGAACCAACAUCGCAUCGAAUCCUCGAGACCCGCCGCCGCGACCAGAACGCCCAUGGGCAACGGUGCUCCUCAAGAGAUGAACAUGAAUAUGACAGAAGAAGAGAAAAUCGCGGCCAUGUUUCAAGCUGGAGGCGCCCAAUGGGAGCAGCAACAGCAAGAGAUGGCUAACCAGAAGGCCGUCCAUCGCCCUGGUGGCUUUCAAAAGAUAGCAAACGUUCCCGACAAGCCUCUCCCCCCAGGCUACACUUGCCACCGUUGUGGUGAGAAGGGCCACUGGAUUCAAGCAUGUCCUACCAACAAUGACCCCAACUUCGACGGUCGCCCCAAGUUCAGACGUACCACUGGUAUCCCACGUUCCUUCCUCAAGGUCGUCGAAAAACCUACUGCGCUCUCGAGCGACGGUACCAUCGACGUUUCUCAAUUGCCCGCUGGUGUCAUGUACACGGCUACUGGAGAAUGGGUCGUUGCAAGACCAGAUGAGGCUGCGUGGGAACAGUUCCAAGCUAAGGCCAAAGCAGCCGCCGACAAGGCCGAUGCUGCCGACACAAACAGUCAGGAGCUGAGCGAGAGAGGUUUGGAAUGUCCUAUUGACAAACGCAUGUUCGUUGAUCCAAUGAAAACUCCUUGCUGCGGGAAGACAUAUUGCCGUGAUUGUAUCGAGAACGCUCUUCUUGAAAAUGACUUUGUCUGCCCUGGUUGUUCCUCAGACAACACAUUAGUUGACAAUCUCGUCCCUGAUGAGGAAGCUGUAAACAAGAUCAAGGUCUACGAAGAGGACAGAGCCAAGACGAAGCUGGAGAAGGAAAAGGAGAAGUCCGCUACCCCACCACCGACUGAGCAGCAGUCUACCAACGAAGCUGCUGCAAUCGACAGAAAGUCAAACUCGCCAAAGCCAGCAUCAGUAGACGGAGAAAAGUCCGCUGCCUCGACUCCACAAAUUGCCGCGGCCGCCGAGUCAAAGAAGCGACCCGCCGAAGACGAGUUGGAGAAUGCUAGAAUCCCUACAGGUCCUGCAGCUAUGCGCAAGCAGAACAACGCAUCUCAACCACCAGCACAGGGAGGCGCCUUCGAUCAGAACAACUUCAUUCAAUCUAUGAACGCACUCGCCAGCCAACAGGGAGGCAUGCCAGGAAUGGGUGGCUUCAACCCAGCCAUGGGCAUGGGCUUCCCCGGUGGUAUGAUGGGCAUGCCGGGAAUGCCGAUGAACAUGAUGGGCAUGCCUAACCAGCUGAUGAUGAACGGAGGGUGGGGCGGCAUGAACUUCAUGAAUGGCAUGAAUGGUAUGAACGGCAUGAACGGCAUGGGCUUCCAACAACAGCAGCAACAGCAGCAACGGGGAGGAAACAUGUACGGAGGCGGCUACAUCAACAACAACCAAAUGAUGGGCCAAAACGGAGGAUACGCACAAGGCCAAGGCCAAGGUCAAGGUCAAGGCCAGCAGUGGCAAGGCAACCAGAACUGGAACAACGCAAACAACAACAACAACAACAACAACAACCAGCAACAAGGAGCCGAGGGCGAUGAUGGCGCCUACAUCCGCCGUCCCGUCAACCCGCAUCGUCAGCAAGCACGCAACCGCAGACAGCGAUCAGUCGACUACCGUGAGAUGUGA
Aureobasidium subglaciale EXF-2481 is the source of this 1911-nucleotide messenger RNA. RefSeq lists its product as uncharacterized. Gene Ontology annotation, molecular function: ubiquitin protein ligase activity; nucleic acid binding; zinc ion binding. Lineage: Eukaryota; Fungi; Ascomycota; Dothideomycetes; Dothideales; Saccotheciaceae. The record is from RefSeq and is a predicted model, not a curated record. The transcript is spliced from 2 exons. Gene Ontology annotation, biological process: mRNA processing; ubiquitin-dependent protein catabolic process; protein ubiquitination. Bases 1 to 1911 code for a protein of 636 amino acids. Gene Ontology annotation, cellular component: nucleus.